AUGUUGCGCUGCAACCCAAGGAAUUGGGACUUCGACAUUGAUCGAUUCCUCAAUCCCUUUGUUCCGCCACCUCCUUGGAAAUAUCUCCCAUACCCUAUCUCUCACUGUUUUGGCUACCGCAAGUCGAAGCCACAGAAUGUUGGGAAUCUCGUUUCGAUCUUCUGGGCCUGUAUUGGCGUCUUUUGCGGCGUCGCCGUAGUCUCCAUCGUCUCCCGCCAGAUACCGUCCUUCAGAGACCAUGGUGCGCCCAUUAUUGUGGGCAGUUUUGGCGCAGCCGCCGUUUUAGAGUUCUACUCGAUCGAAUCGCCCCUCUCUCAGCCCCGUAACUCAGUCCUCGGUCAACUCCUCUCCGCCAUCGUAGGGGUAGCGAUCUGCAAGCUGUUCCAGCUGAGCCCGCACUUUGAUUCCAUUCGCUGGCUGGGAGGAGCCUUGUCGUGCGCCUUGGCGACGACCGUUAUGGCGCUUACGAAGACGGUUCACCCCCCUGCUGGCGCGACGGCACUGCUCGCCGUCGUCGAUGACGGUGUCGUACACUUGGGAUGGUUCUUGGUGCCUAUUGUGCUCCUCGGCUGUGCCUUGAUGCUGGUCGUCGCAUUACUCAUUAAUAAUAUCCAGCGGCGCUUCCCACAGUAUUGGUGGUCGCCCGAGGAUGUUCGGCUACACCGCGUGCCUUGGAGGCGCCAUGUGGGCGAUGUGGAAAGCAAAGAGCAACCAAAACCUGAUGAGGCUGAUGGGCGGAGUAGGAGUGAUUCUACAGUGAGGGAAGAUGCGGUACUGAUUAUGAGGCCUGGUGAAGUGCUUGUGCCUGAACACAUGUUCAUCACACCCGAGGAAAAGUUGUUCUUAGAAGAAUUGAGUAAUCGGUUAUGA
This is a messenger RNA of Colletotrichum abscissum, 870 nucleotides long. Its product is annotated as HPP family protein. The coding region runs from base 1 to 870 and encodes 289 amino acids. The record is from RefSeq and is a predicted model, not a curated record. Lineage: Eukaryota; Fungi; Ascomycota; Sordariomycetes; Glomerellales; Glomerellaceae. The transcript has 2 exons.